This is a messenger RNA of Pediculus humanus corporis (human body louse), 1143 nucleotides long. RefSeq lists its product as uncharacterized. The record is from RefSeq and is a predicted model, not a curated record. Gene Ontology annotation, biological process: protein localization to plasma membrane. The coding region runs from base 1 to 1143 and encodes 380 amino acids. NCBI's taxonomy places the organism in Eukaryota, Metazoa, Arthropoda, Insecta, Psocodea, Pediculidae. The transcript has 3 exons. Gene Ontology annotation, cellular component: apical plasma membrane. Gene Ontology annotation, molecular function: protein-membrane adaptor activity; signaling receptor binding.
AUGACUGCUGAAGAGCUUUUGAGAUUAGAUGAAGUUAGAAGAUCUCUUAAAAUAAGAACGAAAAAAAAAGAAAAAGAAAAAUUACCCAGUGGCAUAACUGCUGAUUAUAGUGAAAAUUUUUUUGCGGAUUUAGAGCGCCGUCCAGAAUUCAAUAGGUCAGGAAGUUUGCCUGGGCAUACCAAUGCUAAACAUUCGCAGUUUUUAAAUAGAGAAAUUUUAGCACUAAGUGACUCUAGUGAGACAAGUUUAAAUUCUCUUCAUAAUCAAGUAUCAAAAAAAGUUUUACCACCACUCCCACCUAGGCCUCCUAAAAGAGGAAUAUUAAAAGGAUCAAGAUCGAGUAUUAACAGUUCCGAUAUUUAUGAAAUUCAAGAUCCUAACAACAGUAGUGUAUUGGCUCGAAAUACAUUACAAAAUGAAGUUAUCACUUAUCAAAAUGUACCUCCUAAAAACUGUUUAUCUCAUUCAAAAAAUAAGUUAAAUGUGUCACCUGAACAUUUAAGAAAUCACACAGUGCUAGGUAACAAUCAUUUACAGAAUGAACAAAAUAAUUUACUCAGUGUUGCAUCAACAAGUCCGAGUGCUGAAAGUUUAACUGAUACUACAAACAGUAGUUUUGCUACACCUCCUUUUUCAUUAUCACCGACUGGAGAAAAUCAAGGUUUUGGUAAAAUUCAUUCCAAUAUAGACAGUAAAUAUGCUGAUUUACCACUGCCCGAUAUUAUUCCCAUACAGUUACCCAAACCUAGGGAUUUGACAAUACACAGAACUUCAAAAGGUGAUUUUGGAUUUCAAUUAAGAAGAGCCAUAAUCACUGAUAAAUUAAGUAGUGUUAAAAAAAAAACUGUAAUUUUUGCCGAACCUGGUGCGAUAAUAGAAAAUAAAAAUGAAACUGGUUUAUUGCCUGGAGAUAUUUUGUUAGAAGUAAACGGUAUUCAAGUUCAUGAUAAGUCAAGGGAAGAGAUUAUUGAUUUAAUAAAAAGUAGUGGCUCAAGUGUAUCAGUCAAGGUUCAACCCAUACCUGAAUUAUGCGAAUUGACUCGAAGAUCCGGUUUAGAUGGUCAUUACGUCGUAUUAAACGACAGCAAUAUAAGGGAUGGAACGUUGAAAAGAAGCGGAAGUUUCAUCGAUUAUUCCAAAUAA